UUCCCCCCACCACUCCCCUCCCCACCCCCGCCCCGAGAGUUCCUGGGACUCUCCUUGGGCCAAGGGCGAGAAAGUAUCUCUCUAGGAACAUUGGUGUGACAGCGACUGCCCCAGAGAGACAAGGCCGGAGCGAGCCGGAGAAGCCCCCAUCCCGAUGUGGGCCGAAGUUGGUCCCGGAACAGGGUGCAAGGAGCGUGGGGACGCUGGGAGGUCUCCGGGCCCAGUUAGGCGUCGCACCGCGGCAGGCAGGUUGCCCUGGUAACCGCGGCUGCGGAGGUGCGAGCUCUUGAACCAGCUAAUCAGUGGGACCCUGAAGGCGGUCUGUUCCCCCGGGAGUUGCCCGAGGCCUUGGUUUAGUGGACCCACUCUCUUGAAGGUCAUGGAAUCAUCACCAAAAGGUUUGCUUACCCAAGUGACCCAACUGUGGAACCUCCUAGACGACCUGGCUGAAAGUGACCCUGAAGGUUAUGGGAAGUUUAUUCAGCAUCAGCUGAAAGAAGGGGAGAAAUACUGUGCUGCCCCAGAGCCACAGCUCUGUCUGCAGACCAAGAUCUUGAAACCAGAAGAAAAAGUACUAUUCAUCAACCUAGGUCAGUGGACGAGGAUCCCAGCACCUCAGUCAAAGGCAGAGCCUGUACCUUUGAGUGUUGGCAAGCCAGAAGAUGUAUCUGAGACAUCAGAAUCAUACACAGUUAUUGAUGUUGCAUACAACCCUGAUGUUCUCAAGGCAGCAAAAGAUGAUGAAAUGGAAAUGGAUCAACUGAUUCGCCUAGCAAUGAAAUGCAUUGAGGAUCGAUACCAAUUUACUCUUUCCCAGUCCUAUCACAUUACAAAUACCAGGAAGAAAGGAAGCCUCCAAAGGAUGAAAAAUAAUUUUAUGGGAAUUGAAACUGAUUCAACAGAUUUAAGUGAGAAAAUGAAGAAAGAGCUAACACUUGAACAGUUGAGAAACAGUGGUAUAAACAACCAAGAUGACAUUCCACAACUUUUGCUGCCAAAGGACCAUAUUCCAAGCAAACAAAGGUGUCUAAUUGAGGAAAUUUCCAGUAGUGAGCUCCAAGUUGGGCUGAAGACUCCUAACUAUAAACUGAUAGUUGUGAAGGAUCAGAAUGGGAGAUCACUGAGAAUUGAGAUGGAAGUUGAACUUCCUGGUCUUAGCUCUGUCUGUGACUGUGACCUUAGUGUUUCUAAGGAUGACUUAGUGAUUGAAGUCUUGGAGAAGUACCGAUUACAGGUAGAUCUUCCAGAAGUGGUUGAUACUGAGACAACUACAGCAAAAUUUGUCACAAGAAAGGCUACAUUAGUCAUCACCAUGCCAGUACUGCAGUAAUGUCUGUUAGGCUUUCGUUGUUCUACCAUGGAGCUCUUGUGAAA
Dromiciops gliroides (monito del monte) is the source of this 1374-nucleotide messenger RNA. It is a transcript of the gene PIH1D2, whose product is annotated as PIH1 domain containing 2. NCBI's taxonomy places the organism in Eukaryota, Metazoa, Chordata, Mammalia, Microbiotheria, Microbiotheriidae. The transcript has 6 exons. The coding region runs from base 380 to 1330 and encodes 316 amino acids. The record is from RefSeq and is a predicted model, not a curated record. Gene Ontology annotation, cellular component: R2TP complex; cytoplasm; ribonucleoprotein complex. Gene Ontology annotation, biological process: box C/D snoRNP assembly; rRNA processing.